Gracilinanus agilis (Agile Gracile Mouse Opossum) is the source of this 2094-nucleotide messenger RNA. RefSeq names its product urocanate hydratase 1 (gene UROC1). Bases 43 to 1779 code for a protein of 578 amino acids. Gene Ontology annotation, molecular function: urocanate hydratase activity. Lineage: Eukaryota; Metazoa; Chordata; Mammalia; Didelphimorphia; Didelphidae. The record is from RefSeq and is a predicted model, not a curated record. The transcript is spliced from 16 exons. Gene Ontology annotation, biological process: L-histidine catabolic process.
CUCUGCAGGAGCUGUCUUUGCCCUUCUCUGUAUCAGCCAGAAAUGUCUAACCUGAGAGAGCUGUGUAAAGGGCUGCCCCUGCACCCCUUACCAGAAAAUAAAGGACGGAGGGAUGGCUUACCCCAUGCUCCUGUGAGAACCCCCAACCUUUCUCCAAAGGAAGAACAGCUGGCACUGAAGAAUGCUCUGCGGUAUUUCCCCCCUGAAGUACACAAGCUUCUGGCACCAGAAUUUGCCCAGGAGCUAAAACUGUAUGGGCACAUCUACAUGUACAGAUUCUGUCCAGAUAUUGAGAUGAGGGCCUACCCAAUUGAGAACUAUCCUUGUAAGACUAAAUCAGCCGCAGCAAUAAUGCACAUGAUCAUGAACAACCUGGACCCCUCCGUAGCCCAGUUUCCCCAGGAACUCGUGACUUAUGGAGGGAAUGGCCAGGUCUUCAGCAACUGGGCACAGUUCAGAUUGGUCAUGUCCUAUUUAUCUGAGAUGACAGAGGAGCAGACCUUGGUCAUGUAUAGUGGCCAUCCCUUGGGCCUCUUCCCUAGCAGCCCCAGUGCACCACGGCUUGUAAUCACCAAUGGAAUGGUAAUUCCCAAUUAUUCCUCCAGAAUGGAAUAUGAGAAAUUCUUUGCAAUGGGAGUCACAAUGUAUGGACAGAUGACAGCUGGAAGCUACUGCUAUAUUGGUCCUCAAGGAAUUGUUCAUGGCACUGUGCUGACAGUGCUCAAUGCUGGCCGGCGCUACUUGGGAGUGGAAGACUUAAGUGGGAAGGUUUUUGUUACAUCUGGUCUUGGAGGAAUGAGUGGUGCCCAAGCCAAGGCUUCUGUCAUUGCUGGCUGUGUGGGGGUGAUAGCUGAGGUGGAUAAAGCUGCUCUCUUGAAGCGUCACCAGCAAGGCUGGCUAAUGGAAGUUACGGAUAGCCUAGAUCACUGCAUCAAAAGACUCAGGGAAGCAAGAAAGAAGAAAAUGCCUCUUAGCCUGGGUUACCAUGGGAAUGUGGUUGAUCUUUGGGAGAGGCUGGUCUAUGAGCUGGACACAACUGGGGAACUGUUAGUAGACCUGGGAUCUGACCAGACCUCUUGCCACAACCCUUUCAAUGGUGGAUAUUAUCCUGUACAGCUCAGUUUUCAGGAAGCCAAUCAGCUCAUGGCCAAAGAACCUGCCAAGUUUCGGGACCUGGUGAAAGAAAGUUUGAAGAGGCAUGUAGCAGCAAUUAAUAGACUUUCUGAGAAAAGCUUCUUUUUCUGGGACUAUGGCAAUGCUUUCCUCUUGGAAGCUCAGCGAGCUGGUGCUGAUGUAAUGAAAAAGGGAGGUAAUAAAACAGAAUUCAGAUAUCCAUCCUAUGUCCAGCAUAUAAUGGGGGACAUAUUUUCUCUGGGCUUUGGACCUUUCCGAUGGGUUUGUACAUCUGGGGACCCCCAGGAUUUGGUGACCACAGACCAACUGGCUACAUCCGUUCUGGAGGAGGCUAUCAAGCGUGGAGGUAUAUUCAGAAAACACAGAAUACGUGAAUUUCAUAAAAAGCAUUUACUUUUUUUCAGGGGUGAAGUAAUAAAUGGAGGAUUUGGCCUGGUGUUGGAUGGAACUGAAGAAGCUGAACGGAGAGCUAGAAUGAUGCUGAGUUGGGAUGUAUCCAAUGGAGUGGCCCGGCGUUGCUGGUCAGGAAAUAAGAAAGCGUAUGAAAUCAUCUGCCAGACAAUGGAGGAAAAUCCAAAACUGAACGUCACCCUUCCUUAUGAUGUACUGGAUGAAAGCAUUUUGGAAAAAGCUCUUCGAUGCUAGGCAACAAGGAAAGAAUUUGGCCUUUUUGCUGUAUUUCUUUAAUAAUUAUUAUCAUCAUUUAUGUUUUUUGGGUUCUUUAUAAUUUCAAAAGUGCCUUCCUAUCAAUCAUCUUGGUUAAGUCUCAUUACCCACAUUUCUCAGAGGGGGAAACUGAGGCUGAUAUAGCUGAAGAUUUGGCCCACAAGCAUUCAUUAAGUAUCAACCAUGUGCCAGCCAGAACCAGGACCAGAACUCAUGUUUUCUGGCUUCCAGUCUAGUGCUUUUCCCAUUAUAUAUUGUUUCAUUGGUAGGGGUAAUAAAGACUUAUGAAACUGG